AUGGCGUUGAGCCUGGGGAAUCGACUUCCUUCGCUUCAGCCGUACAAUGCACCAGAUGCAGGGUACUUGGGCUUGGAGUUGGGCCAAGAAGUUACGAUCGAGUACAUAGGAUGCAAAGAAGAGUCCGAUUGGUUAUAUGGAAGUUCAUCUGGAGUAAGUGGGUGGUUUCCGAAAUAUUGUGUGUUGAAUGCGCCGCGAUCGCCACCGCCCCCUCUGCCUCCGCCACCACCUCCAGUGCCUUCGGUGCCUGAAGAGGCUCUCCAAGCAGUCAUGAUGGCGCUGGCUGCCCUGGGUGAUGCGGAUUUCGAGAUCGUCAUCCACAAGGAGCUAAGUCGCAGGCCUCAUCUUCAAGUGAAGAUGGUAUUGGCCAACGAUGGAGAUUCUGUCGGAUCUUGUGUGUCAAGUCCCGAAAUCAGCCCGGACACGAUCAAGGCAAUCAGGAAGAAUGGUCUCACCGCACUGCCGCCUCCUGCAGACUUGCAGGAGCCAAAGAAGCUGCAGAGAACAGAAUCAGAGACCUGGGAGAAGGAGAAGCGGGAAAGGCCUUUUGACCCUGUGGAAGCACCUGGCAACGCCAAUCCAUCCGUCAAGCGCACCUUCUGCAAGUUCUGGCAGGAAAACAAAUGCACCAAGGGAGAUGCCUGCACCUUCGCUCAUGGCGAUCAUGAGAUAGGCCAGCCGAUCCACAACGACAGCUGGGCACCUACAGCGAAAGGGCAGGGCAACGAUCAGAAUGUUUCCAGGAAGAAAAUCAUUUGCAAGUUUUGGCAAGAUGGCAAGUGCUCAAAGGGACCUGGAUGCACCUUCGCUCAUGGAGAGCAAGAACUGGGCCAGCCCAUCAACACGGAGAUGGCCCGAUUGUUCGCUUCGCGCCGAUCUGACCUCAGCAGCUGUUUGCGGUUGACUCCUUGCAAGUUCUGGCAGGAAGGCAAAUGUACCAAAGGUGAUGCCUGCACUUUCGCUCACGGGCAGGAUGCUCUUCCAACGGCAUGGGAAGAUUCGCCCGCAGUGAUCCUGCCCCUGGGCAAAGGCGCAGUGCAGGCAGUCUUAGUCGGUGAUCAAUGUCAGCUCCCUGCUACAGUCUUGUCCCAGGAGGCUCAGAAGGGCGGUUUGGAUAUUUCCAUGUUUGACCGCCUGCUGUCCAUGGGCAUGGAGGUCUUUUCCAUCAUGGCGCUUCUAUCGCGGCGAUCUGAAGAGCGCGGAGGGCUCAAUUUCGUCGUACGCCGAAACCUUGCAUAUCUUUGUUGGCUGCAUGGUGCAUUCGACGUCGGACACGGCAACGAGGCUCCUCCCGAAAUCUUUUACAACGAUGAGGAGUCCACGGCUUGGGUCUGCCAGGUAUGCGACCAGCAGCCGGAUGAUCGACAUCCAGACAAGGACUUGGCAGAGCGAGGCAUGAUGACCGAACGUGCGUUGCAGCUGCUGCUGCUACCAGACAGACCCUGUCUACUUCUGGAUAUCGGAUGCGGCUCGGGAAUCAGUGGCGAGACCAUCAGUGAGGCUGGGCACAUUUGGAUCGGCUACGACAUCUCACCUUCAAUGCUAAGGAUAGCGCAUCAGCGAGAGGUUGAUGGGGAUCUAUGCUUAGCCGAUGCAGGACAAGGCAUGAGGUUCCGGCCGGGAACCUUUGAUGGUGCCGUGUCCAUCUCUGCGUUGCAGUGGCUUUGCAAUGUAGACAAAAAGGGGCACGAGCCCUUCAAGCGCCUGCGGCGCUUUUUCGAGCUGCUCUACAGCUGCCUUCGCAAAGGCGCGCGGGCUGCCCUGCAGUUCUACCCCGAGGCCGCUGCGCAGGUGGAGAUGAUCACCGCGGCAGCCUUGCGCUGCGGCUUUGGAGGAGGCCUAGUCGUGGAUUAUCCCCACUCUUCGAAAGCCAAGAAGCACUUCCUGGUCAUCUAUGCUGGGCUGUCUGGCGAGCAGCCAGCCAACAUGCCACAGCCCAUGGAGGACGAUGAUGAGCAGGUGGCAGUGAGCAAGCGUGAGAGGGAGUCCAAGAAGAGGGGCAAAAACCAGGACACCUACAAAGACAAGGUCCUCAAGAAAAAAGAGCACCAACGAAAGAAGGGUUUUGGUGUGCGCAAGGAUACAAAAUACACGGCCCGGCCGAGAAAGUCUGGGGCUUUCUGA
Molecule: messenger RNA, 2124 nt
Organism: Symbiodinium sp. CCMP2456
Lineage: Eukaryota; Dinophyceae; Suessiales; Symbiodiniaceae
Source: the annotation of a GenBank genome assembly